This is a messenger RNA of Cucumis sativus (cucumber), 2144 nucleotides long. Its product is annotated as pyruvate kinase 2, cytosolic. Bases 263 to 1846 code for a protein of 527 amino acids. Gene Ontology annotation, cellular component: cytoplasm. The record is from RefSeq and is a predicted model, not a curated record. Gene Ontology annotation, biological process: glycolytic process. Gene Ontology annotation, molecular function: potassium ion binding; magnesium ion binding; pyruvate kinase activity. NCBI's taxonomy places the organism in Eukaryota, Viridiplantae, Streptophyta, Magnoliopsida, Cucurbitales, Cucurbitaceae. The transcript is spliced from 16 exons.
CAAGCAGAAACUAUAACAAUUGAUUUGAUUGAAAUGCAUUACGUUAUAUUACAGCGCAUCAAAAGACAGAAUAAGUCAUCAGUUUUGGGAAGUGGAAGACUGGAAUGUACUUAGUCUAUUGAUUCAUCUUCUUCUGGUUUUGUUUUGCAGAACCUUGUUUUGCUCUUCUUUACUUAAACCCAAAAACAACACUAUUUUUUUCUCUCCAACGAUUCUUCUCUUUCCAUUUUCCAACUGAACCCACAUUCCCAUUCUCACCAAAAUGCAUUCCAAUCACUUGCUUCUUGAGGAGCCCAUUCGGAUGGCUUCCAUUUUGGAGCCUUCCAAGGCUAGCUUCUUUCCUACGAUGACUAAGAUUGUUGGUACUCUGGGUCCUAAGUCUCGAUCUGUACAAGUUAUUUCUGCUUGUUUGACGGCUGGAAUGUCGGUUGCUCGGUUCGACUUUUCAUGGGGUAGCCCGGAUUACCAUCAAGAGACUUUGGAAAAUUUGAAGAUUGCUGUUAAAAGCACCAAGAAACUUUGUGCUAUUAUGCUGGAUACAGCGGGUCCUGAGGUGUUGGUUGUAAAUAGAAGUGAGAAAUCUAUCUCUCUUCAGGAAGAUGGGUUUCUUGUUCUAACACCCAAUCAAGAACUAGAGGCAUCUUCCGAGCUGCUACCUAUAAAUUAUGAUGGACUUUCAAAGGUCGUUAAGAAAGGAGACACCCUUUUUCUUGGUCAGUACCUCUUUACUGGAAGUGAAACAACAUCUGUUUGGUUGGAGGUUUUCGAAGUGAAAGGAGAUGAUGUUGUUUGUGUGGUAAAGAACUCUGCCACUUUGGUUGGUACAAUGUACACUUUGCAUGCUGCUGAAAUUCACAUUGAUCUUCCAACACUUACUGACAAAGACAAAGAGAUCAUAGCUACGUGGGGAGUAAAAAACAAGAUUGACUUCCUCUCUCUAUCACAUGCUAGACAUGCAGAAGAUGUUCGACAAGCUCGACAAUUUCUUUCUAAGCUAGGCGACCUUAACCAAACUCAAAUAUUCGCAAAGAUUGAAAGUGUAGAAGGAUUGACCAAUUUUGAUGACAUACUACAAGAAGCAGAUGGUAUUAUUCUUGCUCGUGGCAAUUUGGGGUUAGAUCUCCCACCUGAGAAGGUGUUUUUGUUUCAGAAAACUGCCCUUUAUAGAUGUAAUAUGGCUGGAAAGCCUGCUGUUUUAACUCGUGUGGUAGACAGCAUGACUAACAACUUGAGACCCACGCGUGCAGAAGCUACUGAUGUUGCCAAUGCUGUACUUGAUGGAAGUGAUGCAAUUCUUCUUGGGGCUGAGACAUUGCGUGGAUUAUAUCCAGUAGAAACCGUUUCUACCGUUAGUAGAAUAUGUGCUGAGUCAGAGAAGGUCUUCAAUCAAGAUUUAUAUUUCAAGAAGGCAGUCAAACACAUCGGGGAGCCAAUGUCACAUUUGGAAUCUAUUGCCUCCUCAGCGGUUAGGGCAGCCAUCAAAGUGAAGGCUUCCGUGAUUAUAUGCUUUACUUCAUCUGGAAGGGCUGCUAGAUUAAUUGCAAAGUAUAGGCCAACAAUGCCUGUUAUAUCUGUUGUCAUUCCAAGGUUGAAAACAGAUCAACUAAGGUGGAGUCUGAGUGGGGCAUUUGAGGCUCGACAAUCACUGAUUAUCAGAGGUCUUUUUCCUGUGCUUGCUGAUCCUCAACACCUAGCGGACUCUAACAAUGCAACGAAUGAGUCUGUUCUGAAGGCUGCUCUAGAUCAUGGAAAGUCAGCAGGAAUCAUUAAGGCACAUGACCGUGUAGUGGUUUGCCAGAAAGUUGGGGAUGCAUCAGUAGUAAAGAUUAUCGAGCUUGAAGAUUAAAAUGCCAUCUUCACCUCUUGAACCUUGGGACCACCAUCCCACCACCUUCCCUCAAAAUUUUUGAAGAGCUUCUGGUCCUCCAAUUGCUGUCAUCACCUAUUGCAUAUAUACAAACUUGAAGUUUGGAGAAUUAAUUGUAGCUUGGUGAGUAAUUAUCUGUGUAAACCGACUCUUGUUGGAUCAUUUUUGUCUUUCUUAGAAGCCAUAUGAUAUUUAUGUAAAACCUCCAUGGAUGAUUGAAGUUAUUCAACAAACUACUUGAUCAUCAUUGAUUUCUUCACUGAGAUUUUAGAAUUUC